Messenger RNA from Leptidea sinapis, 1013 nucleotides. RefSeq names its product resistance to inhibitors of cholinesterase protein 3-like. Lineage: Eukaryota; Metazoa; Arthropoda; Insecta; Lepidoptera; Pieridae. The coding region runs from base 187 to 930 and encodes 247 amino acids. The transcript is spliced from 3 exons. The record is from RefSeq and is a predicted model, not a curated record.
UCAUUUGUCAGUUUGUCAUCUUGUCGCGAAAGGCAAAAUUUAUGCAGCAGCAGUCAGCUGCAGCUUUAUUCUCACUUGUCGGGACUCGCGGUAGCCGGCAUCUUUAGAAAGGCAGUGAGUCUUUGUGUACGAGAAAACGCGCGAGCCGGUAAAUUUAGAACUACUGCGUAUUGUGAUUUUAAUACAAUGGCACCGAGAACAGUGAAGAAAACAGCAGUUGCGAAAGAGGUUGAUGAAGAUAAACCUAAAGAGACGAGACCUAAGAGAAAUAAGCCAAGUAACCUAAUUAAUAAGGAGACUGAAAAUGAUCCAAUCGAAAAAAAUAUUGAAGUAAAGCCUAAGGGCCGUGGUAGGGGUCGCAAAGCUCAACUUAAACCUAAUGAAGAAAUAAGUGAUCCUUUGGAGGAUGUCAAAAUGGAGCCUAUUGAACCACCAGUUUCAAGUAAAAGAAAGGCUGUAAAAACAGUAAAAGAUGAUAAAGAAAAGCCUUCUAAGAAGAAGGCAAAGGCUUCAAAUAAAGCAGUUAAGAAUGCUGACAUAGAACCAAAUGAAGAAGCAGAAGAUGUUGAAGAAAAACAUGCCCCUGGAAAGGAGAAUGAUGACACUGAAGAGAAUCAAAACUCAAUUGAAAAAGUUCCUGUGCCUAAUAAGAAAAAUACUGAAAAUGUUACUAAAAAGGCCAGGAAGGGUGGAAAGAAAGCUCAAGCCAAAGUAGAAAAUAAUGGAGAUGUUGAGGAUGAAAAUGCUAAAGGAGACACUAAAGUUGAAGAAGAAAUGGAGGAAGAAGUAGAAGAAGCUAAGCCAGUAAAAUCCAAGAGAGGACAAAAGAAAGUAGUUGAAAAGCCUUCACAGCCUCAAGAAGAAGUCACUGAUACAGUUAUCCCAUCAGGCAAGCGCAGGCGUAAGGUUGCUGAUGAUAAUGGUAAAUAAAUAAUAGAAAUGGAAUUCAUUCAUAUUGAUUUAUAUUAUUUUGUGUUCAUCUAUUAAUAUUAAUAAAGUUUUCCAAUAUUUUA